AGGAAACACUGCAGUGAGAUCAGCCACAGGAUGUUAUCAAAUCCUGUACUUAUACUGAUACUCUCCACUAGAUAUAUAAUCUAGCUGCUAAUUAGUAAUAGUACCAGUAUUAGAAUUAAAGUUGUGUAGUGUGUUUAGAUCAUGUACCUCAAGGCAGUUGUUUUGCUUUCUUUCUUCUCCUUUGCUCUUUGCUGUCCUUAUAUUGUUCAACCAUCCUCUCUCAAUGUCAGUCAAGGAACUACUGCUCAGUUUAGUGUGGUUGUUUGCAGGAAUCCACUGCCUAUAAUCACUUGGACUGUCGAUAAUUUUAGGGUUUUUAAUGGCAACAAUAUUAUCAGGGGGGUAUCUGUCAGUCAGCAAAUCUUGAAUGGCAACAGUAUUCGCUCAACUUUAUUUGUUUCGACUAACUCUAGAAAUUUUGCUAUGAUAACAUCAACUGUUUUUGCACCACAGAGUUUUAUUUCUGAUCCUGUUAGGCUUAGAGUUCAAGGUCUGUUAAAUGCUGUUAAUAAUCUCAAUUAUGACAGAAUCAAUCAACAGUUAUCAUGGAGGCCUCCAUUUACACUCUCAGGAGUCCCAAUAUUACAUUACAGGAUCAACAUCAAUUCUGAUACUAACAUUUUCCCUGCGAUUAUAACCAAUUCAACAACACUGUACUUAAAUGGGACUGCCUGUGGAAACUACACUGCAACUAUUAGAGCAGUAAAUGCUGUUGGAGAAGGACAGGCAGCAUCACUGGAAUAUACUCAUAUAGGAGCUCCAGAAGUUCGUUUUAAAAACUACACAAGAACUAUUAAAAAUGACACAUUUACCAUUGAAGUAUUUUAUGAGAUUAGUUACAACUGUACAGAACAAAUACCAGUUACAGUACAUGCAGUAACAAGGAAUGUGUAUGGUAACAUUGUCACUUAUCAUUCUAAUCAAAGUGUCAUUCGUGAUGGUACAUUGACUGGGAAUGUUCUCAGUGGUUCAUACAGGAUUAAUGAGCUGUUGAGUGAAAAUGCUUAUGUUGGACAACUUGUUUUUAAAACUAAGCAAGGUUUGACAGUCAAGACAAAGGAAUUCAAACUAUAUACAGUUAAUCUUACUAAAAGAUCAACAUCAGUUCAUAGUACAUCAACAAUGACAUCUAAUGGUGUUUUAAUAACAAUCACAGCCUCUAGUUCAAAAGCACAUUAUUCAUUAACUACACAUCAUUCAUCAAAAGCACAUUCAACUGCUAUUAGUAAUACAAUCCCUACAACUACCAGUGCUACUAAUGGUAAUUCAGUAACAGCCAACAAAGCCCACACUAGAUCUAGUUCAAUAGCACAUUAUUCAUCAACAGCACAUUCAGCUGUUAAUAGUACUGUUUUUAUUAUAUCAGGAGCUGUUGGAGUGAUCUUAUUAAUUAUAAUAAUAACGAUCAUUAUCACACUAUUAGUAAUUUUGGCUAUCAAAAAACGAAAAAGUAAGAAUAAUUAUAUUUGACUUGUAUUUAAUGUAUCAUUAUUAAUGUACAGGUAGAAAUAAUGCAGAAGCAACAAUGU
Messenger RNA from Amphimedon queenslandica, 1529 nucleotides. RefSeq lists its product as uncharacterized. The transcript is spliced from 5 exons. NCBI's taxonomy places the organism in Eukaryota, Metazoa, Porifera, Demospongiae, Haplosclerida, Niphatidae. Bases 142 to 1470 code for a protein of 442 amino acids. Gene Ontology annotation, molecular function: protein binding. The record is from RefSeq and is a predicted model, not a curated record.